ACAGUAUUUUAAUCUUGCAGCUUAUUAGGAGGGGGGCUGUUGUUGUUGUUUUUUUUAGAAAAAGGGGAGGAGACAUCUACAAGAAGGGUCCAUGCAUAUUUUCUUUUCCCUUUAAUCCAAACCACUUCAUGUGUGAUGAGGUUUCACUUGUUGUGUGUCCUUUGUAAAUGUCGAAAGUACCUUUAUUACUUGAUAGCUGGCAUUUCUGUCAAUCGGCAACUGUAAGGGAGAGAAUGGACAGCUUGCUUCUCGAAGUUCAAACAGGCGACUUUUCUGAAAGCACAAAUGUUGUAACCAUUUUGUCUAAAUAAUGGCCAGAGCUUCCUUUGGUGCAGCAUUUCUUUUACUGACCUUCUACAGCAACCUGUCGUAUUCAUUGUCAGUUUUUAGGGGGAAAAAUGAGGCGAGCCAGUUUCUGAGCAUUCAUAAACGGGCUAACCAGUUUUUGGAGGAGUUUCGACCAGGAGAUCUGGAGAGAGAAUGCAUGGAAGAAAAGUGUUCUUUUGAGGAGGCAAAAGAGAUUUUCAAAUCACAGGAAAAAACGGUGGAGUUUUGGUUUGAUUACAAAGCAGAUUUAACUCCUUGUAAAGAAAACACCUGUAAAAAUGGUGGAGUCUGCAAGGUUAAAUACUAUAUGUAUUCCUGCACUUGUCCGCCAAGGUUUGGAGGGCAACACUGUGAAAUAGAGAAAAUGGAGUGCUGGUACAAGAAUGGUGGCUGCUUGCAAUAUUGCAAAGAUAUCGAACAAUCCCAUCACGUGACCUGCUCCUGUGCAUUAGGAUAUACACUAAGUGAUGAUGGGAAGACUUGUACACCAUCAGACCGUUUCCCCUGUGGGUUGCUUAAAAAAUUGACACGCUCCUAUGAGGAGGGAUCAACGGAAGACAACGGAACAAAUGCUUGGAGGUUGCCUAGCCUGAAUGAAACAAUAGCCCAAGAGAACCUGCCCACUUGGAACCAGACGUUAGUUCAGGCCUCCUUGUCAGAGCUGAACCAGACAACAGCACAAGGAGAGAUGGAGGAAGAAGGGGUUGAAGAGAUGUGGGGAAAUUUCACAGAAGAGGAUUUACAAAGCUGGCCAAACUUCAACUCUACUGAUGAAGGAGAUUAUACCAGAAUAGUUGGGGGCACUUUCUGUCACCCUGGAGAUUGUCCAUGGCAGGUAUUAAUCCAAACUAAAAGAGGAUAUGGUUUCUGUGGGGGCAGUUUAAUCAGCAGUCACUGGGUAGUAACAGCUGCACAUUGCCUUGAUACAGUUAUUCCACACCAGGUUACUGUAGGAGACUUUGACAAAUAUCAGAGAGAACGGCAUGAACAAAAGGUGGGCGUGCGACAAUUCUGGCGGCAUCCUCAGUAUGUUUCGAACAGUUAUAACAAUGACAUUGCUUUGCUCCGCCUGACCAGUGACGUCGUUUUCAGCCACCACGUAAUUCCUAUUUGCCUCCCCAACUCUAAUCUAGCGACUCUCCUGCUUGAAGGGAACAUCCAGGGAAUGGUCAGCGGAUGGGGUUUCACUCACACCAAGGGGAAGCUGACUCGCUUUCUCAUGAGGGUGAAGUUGCCUGUUGUGAGCAUGGAAACUUGCAGACAAUCAACGGAGAAAAUAAUUACGGACAACAUGUUUUGUGCAGGUUACUUUGAAGAAAGUCAAGAUGCCUGCAAAGGGGAUAGUGGGGGCCCGUUUGCUGUUCCUUAUCGUGGCACAUGGUAUCUCCUUGGGAUUGUCAGCUGGGGGGAAGGCUGUGCUGAAGUGGGAAAAUAUGGUGCCUACACACGAGUAUCCAAUUAUCUUUCAUGGAUAAAAGACGUUAUUGACAGUGUGGAUGAGGCUAGGUAAUUUCUACAGAUACUGAAAUGAAAGCUCUUCAAUAUAAAAUGUAGACAUUGCACAUUUGAUUCAUUUGUGCAGCAAAAAGUAUUUGGAUGCAAUUAGGCUGCAGGGCUGGUGCUUCACUGCUGCUGCUAAAUUCUCCUCCCAUCCCAAAAUAUUAUAUGAAAUGAUUUUUUUAUAUAAACACAGCGGAUGGUAAAAAGCUAGUUGCAGGUAGAAAUAGCUUUCUUUAGUGGAAUGUUCCCUUAAAGUUAGAAUAACUGCAGUUAUUAAUUUUUAGUUGCUUUGGUCUCUUAAAAAAAAACCCAUUGGGGAGAACCCAUAACAUCUUCUCUGACUGUGAGGCUGCUAGAAACAGCAGAGAAAUGGGGGAGGCUGUUGAGGAAGAAGGGAUUCCCCUGAAAUCAAUUGAUUUCUCCCUUCCCCUGGACUGCUGACUAGUCAUUUAACAGGAUUCUUCCACCACCACCGGCCUCCAUAUAGUACAGUACUUGCAAAGGAUUGCUGUGGGACAGAGAGGCUUGAGAAGUCUGCUUCCACCAACACAGUUGUCAUUAUGUCCUGAAAACUCACUUCUGACUCAUGGUGGCUUGUAGCAACUUUGCCCAUGUCUUGCAAACUAACUAAAGGCUGUGGAGUCAAUCCAUUUAAUGUUUUGCCUUCCUCUUUUCUUGCUGCCUUCAACCUCAGCCCUCCCAGUAGCCUGUCCUGCAAACGUGGGUCCAUCUAAAAUGGACCUGGGAUGUGAAACAGGGAAGAACAAAAAUGGAGCACAAGUGACCAGGCACUUUUUUCUCUCAUGCGCCUUAAUGUAAUGCUUCCAGGGGCUGGUUAAAUGGCUGUUUCCUCUUGAUAUAGUAAACUGUGGUUUAAUCUCUGACAGCAAGCCAAGAAGGCAGUCAGAAUUCUGAACCACCUUCGUAGUUUCAGAGAAAGAAAAUGGUGUAAUUAAUUGCAGAUGUGUUGCGUUAAUGCAUAAGAACAGGAAACAUUUGGGAACAAGGUAAACUAACGGUGGCUAAUCAGACUGAAUGUUGUGACUUGGACCUUGAUAGCGGAUACAAUUAGUUCACUAUUACAUUAAAUCCACCUGUUAGCAAGUCAAAUUCUAGAAAGCGUUUGAAUUUAAAAAUAUUUUUAAAUACUGCACAAUAUCCCCCACACCCUAACUUCCUAAACACAUGGCACAGCCAGCUAUUGUAAAGUGCUGCUCAAAUCUCAAUAUGGUGCUGGAAACAAAGUACAGUAAGAGGAAACUAAGUCAUUUUGCCUCAGAAACGUUAGGAGGAAAGUGUGAGUAUAAAAACUCCAAUUGUUAUUCUGUGGUUUAUGGAUGUUAUCACUUCUGUAUCAUUUAUAGCUAAGUCCUUGCUUUUUCUAGACCACAGUUCCAUGUUUUUCCUUAAAUAGCAGUUGUUUGGAAGUGAUUGGUAUUCUUUUGGCACCAAAGAAGUAUUUGAUGGGGGAUGCAGUCAGCUCUUUUCCUCUUCUACUGGCACUCAUUCAUCAGUCACUAAAUCCUGAUACAUGUUAAAAGCUUUAGUGGGUUUAUCAUAGGUUGGAUGAGACACUGAGGAAAUCCUUAUAUUUAUUAGAUCCAUAUAUAACAAUAAGGAAUGGGGCUGAGGGAAAAGAAGUGCUAGGAUUCUGUAAUCCUUAAAAAAAAAUCUUGAAAGUUAAUGUGUUACCUGGACUUUGUUCCUAAAGCAGCCUGUUCGUUCCCACACUUCAAAUCACCAGUCCACAGAUCAAGUAAAAGAACUCUACAGGACCUAAGCCUUGGGAAUAUGGUAACAAGGGGAAAUGUCUUUUGGUGAGGUGAGCUAAAAUCAUGAAGCAAUAUUCAUCCACCUGGCAUCCUGAGGUCGAAGACAUUCAUUUAAACAUAAAGGGUGUACACAUUUUGUGAAUGAGAUCUCCCCAGGAAACCUAUUGCGAGGCCGCGUCUUUGUCUUCCUGCUGUACUAUGACUCUACUUUAAUUCUGCAUCCAAGUUCGCGCUUUUAAGUUUUUCAUCUCCUUCUGUUAUGAACUGGACUAGACUGUCCCUCUAUCCAUCUCUCUUUUGUGGAGUUAUUGAACAUACAUAAAACACACCCUCUGACUAGAAGCGGCACACAGAAUAUUUCAACUGGUUGUUGUUUUACUUCACACAUGAUCACUGAUGUAGUCUGGCAAAACAAAGGAUUAUAUCCAGCAGCUUGUUCAAUUAUAAUAGUUACAAUGACUAAAAGGGACAGUGACAUCCCCUUGAUUCAGUUAAGUCCAUAAUGUCUAGGACUGGCAAUAGGAAUUAACUUAAAGGGGAACUUUUGCAGUUCAAUCCUACACAUGCUGAGCUUAAUUAUAAGAGUUUAAGGAACAAAUGUUUUCCUUCCUUAUAUGGAAAUCCUUAUUAAUUCUUAAUAAAUAUGUUUAUGAA
This is a messenger RNA of Pogona vitticeps (central bearded dragon), 4253 nucleotides long. Its product is annotated as coagulation factor X-like. Gene Ontology annotation, molecular function: serine-type endopeptidase activity; calcium ion binding. Gene Ontology annotation, biological process: blood coagulation; proteolysis. The record is from RefSeq and is a predicted model, not a curated record. NCBI's taxonomy places the organism in Eukaryota, Metazoa, Chordata, Lepidosauria, Squamata, Agamidae. Gene Ontology annotation, cellular component: extracellular region.